Molecule: messenger RNA, 1662 nt
Organism: Malus domestica (apple)
Lineage: Eukaryota; Viridiplantae; Streptophyta; Magnoliopsida; Rosales; Rosaceae
Product: probable nucleoredoxin 1
Molecular function (GO): thioredoxin-disulfide reductase (NADPH) activity
Source: RefSeq, a predicted model, not a curated record
AUUUACAUUUGGGGAUGAUAACAAAAAGAAGCAUCCAACUGAAACUCGAACUUAGCCGGCCACCUCGUAUACUUCUCGUCGGAAUUACAUUUAGGGAUAAUAACAAAAGAAAGCAUUCAACUUAGCCGGCCAGCUCGUAUAUUCUCAGUGGUUACUUGUGCCCUCGACGAUCCUCUAUAAGGUCGCAAACUCUCACCACCAAACUUGAAUUUACCGAACUUUCCAAUUGCAGCACACAGAGAGAGAGAGACUCAGUAAGCAUGGCUAACGGCGACGAACACGGCGUCACUCACGACCUCCUUUCUCUCCUCUCCUCCGCCGACAGAAACUUCCUCCUCCGCAACAACGGCGACCAGGUUGAGAUCAGUAGUUUGACCGGAAAAAUUGUGGGGUUGUAUUUCUCCGCCACGUGGUGCGGCCCGUGCCUCCGAUUCACCCCAGACUUGGUGGAGGUUCACCAGGAAUUGGCGGCCAAAGGCGACUUUGAAGUUGUGUUCAUCUCUUCUGAUAGAGAUGAGGAAUCGUACACUGGAUACUUCUCUAAAAUGCCUUGGCUUUCGAUUCCCUUUUGGGAUUCGGAGACCCGGAAACGCCUCAAGGAGUUCUUCAAAGUCAGGGGGAUUCCCAAUCUUGUCAUUAUUGAUGCCAAUGGGAAGGUUUCCAUUGAUGAUGGAACUAAAAUUGUGAGGGACUACGGCGCCAAUGGUUAUCCGUUCACUGCGGAGAGGUUUGCAGAGCUCGUUGAGAUAGAAAAGGCAGAGGAGAAAGCUCAAACCCUGGAGUCAAUUUUGAUUUCCGGGGAUCGAAAUUUUGUCAUUGGAAAAGAUGGAACUCAGAUCCCUGUGGCAGAUCUAGUGGGGAAGAACAUCCUCCUUUAUUUCUCAGCUCACUGGUGCCCUCCAUGCCGCGCCUUUCUGCCAACACUCGUUGAAGCCUACCACGAGAUUAAGGCCAAGGACGAUGCAUUUGAAGUCAUUUUCAUCUCAAGUGACAGAGACCAAGACUCUUUUGAUGAGUUUUUCGCUACAAUGCCAUGGCUUGCUCUUCCCUUUGGUGACUCAAGGAAAGCGUUCUUGAGUCGCAAAUUCAAGGUCCAGGGCAUCCCCAUGCUCGUAGCAAUCGGUCCUACUGGCCAAACCGUCACAAGAGAAGCAAGAAAUCACAUAAUGGCUCAUGGGGCGAAAGCUUAUCCUUUCACCGAAGAGCAUCUUGAAGCGGAAUCUGAGGAGAUGGCAAAGGGGUGGCCUGAGAAGUUGAAGAGUGCACUCCAUGAGAAGCACGAGCUUGUGCUCUCGAAGCGCACAGUUUUUGUGUGCGAUGGGUGCAGAAAACCGGGAGCGUUGUGGUCAUUCUGCUGUAAGGAAUGUGAUUUCGAUCUCCACCCGAAGUGCGCGUUCGAGGGAGAUAAAAAGACCGAAAAUGAUGGCAAACAGGAAGGAGAGGAAUCCAAAGAAGGAUGAGUUUUUACAACAGCUUAAGAAAUAUGUAUGUGUAAUGUGUGUGUGAUAUAAUAAGGCUUGACUCUGCAUUUAGCGUUUCAUGACAAGCUAAGAAAUGUGUUUUCAGUUUAAAGUAGUGACUUGUUAUGUUGAUGUCGCUUCAGAUGGUGCAAUAUUAUAAUUAUUAUUAUAAAAUGGAUUGAUAAACUAAGAAUUUGACGGU